Molecule: messenger RNA, 2769 nt
Organism: Syngnathoides biaculeatus (alligator pipefish)
Lineage: Eukaryota; Metazoa; Chordata; Actinopteri; Syngnathiformes; Syngnathidae
Gene: cirbpa
Product: cold inducible RNA binding protein a
Exons: 8
Coding region: 139-681 (180 amino acids)
Biological process (GO): positive regulation of mRNA splicing, via spliceosome
Cellular component (GO): spliceosomal complex
Molecular function (GO): RNA binding
Source: RefSeq, a predicted model, not a curated record
UCACGUGAUCAGCCCCCAUCCGGUCAAAGCGGUGCUCGGAGAGCCCCUCGACAGCAAAAAGCUUUGCGCCCUCCCUCUUCUCUCUCAUUCCCUCAGCAGCUCUUCACGUUCUCUCGUGCACUCAUCACUCUUGGAAAGAUGUCGGACGAGGGAAAGUUGUUCGUUGGAGGUUUGAACUUCAGCACGUCCGAGGACGUCUUGAUGACUGCCUUCGGCAAAUAUGGAAACAUCGAAAAGGUGGAUGUGAUCAGAGACAAAGAGACGGGAAGGUCCCGCGGAUUUGGUUUUGUGAAAUAUGAAAAUGUGGACGAUGCCAAGGAUGCACUGGAGGCCAUGAACGGAAAGACUCUGGAUGGCCGUUCUAUUCGUGUGGAUGAAGCAGGAAAAGGUAGUCGCUCCAGGGGCGGUUUCAGCUCCGGCGGCCAACGCGGGAGUGGCGGAGGUCGUUUCGGGAGCUCCAGAGGCAGAGGUGGUUACAACUGCGAUCGGGGUUACGGCAGCGACAGGGGUUACAACGACAGGGGCUUUGGCGGCGGAGACCGUAGCUUUAGCGGCAGCGGUAACUACAGGAGUGGAGGCUACUCGGGUGGCUACAGAGACAAUAGGGGACAAGGCGGCUACGGCGGCGACCGUUCCAACUCGUACCGCGACGGAUACGACAGCUAUGCUACAAACGACUAAACAUCUCCCUGAUUCAAGAUCAUCACUUGGCUGGCUGUUUUUCAAAGAUACGCUCCUCAAGAAAACCCGUCCAUGUUGUUUAUUGCUGACCUUAGUUCUGUAGUUCUGUUGUCGUAGCUCAAGCAUCUUAAGAAAAAAAGAAUGUAGCCCUGAGUUUUGGUCAUUUCCCCCCCUUUUUUUUUGGUUUUUAAAAGCAAAAAUCAGUUAUAUAUAAAAAAAAGUUCUUUGGUUGCCUCGGGGCAGGCUGAUGAGGUCAAUUCCAUGAAGCCCCCCCCUUUGCGGGUCAGACAAAGCCGGUCUGUGGCUUUUCUUUGCUCGGCCGCACAUGCUGUGAGGCCCCCCCCCCCCCCGAACGUCCAAGUGUUGCUUGGUUUUGAAAGCUAUUUUUUCCCCCCUCCCUUCUUUUUAAGUCAACACUUUUCGAAGGCGCUCGUUUUUUUUUUUGUGUUCUCCUCUUGUGACCUCCCGUCAGGGUUCUAACUCUGAGGAAAGCUCCAUUUGCCCAGAAAGAAGGGGAGUUUGGGGGGAUUUUUCGGCCAAAUUCUUUUUGACAAUACUCAACAUAGGUUAUUUGGCGCUUCCUGUAUGUUCAAUUUCCACAAAGCGUGAAUUCCUUUCAGACUGGUGAACUACAAAUCCGAAGUGGCUGGCUGUUCAUGAAGUUGCAAAUUGCAGCAUGCGACAGUCUGUCCCAAGGUAUCUUCUGUGCUCUGCUCAACAUCUGCAUUUUUUUUUUAAUGUGCUGUAAAAUUGGACUAAUCUUGUCAAGUGAUCGCAAACAAAAAAUGUAACUUCGUUUCCAAAAAGUAAAAAAAACCAACGAUCGGGAACAGAUUUGUACUUUGUUCUUUGUAUGGUCUCAUAUUUUUAUUUUUAUUUUUUUUUUUGUCAGUUCGGCUUCAUGGAGCCCAUUAAACACAUUGUGGAAAAUAUUCUUUUGAUUCUUGCCUCAAAAAGUGUCGCAUGGGGGGAUUAAGUUCAGUUUAAUUCUGUUCACAUGAAGUAGGGAUGCAUUUGGAUUCUAAAUUUUUGAAAUAGUCAACUUGGCUGCUAGCAAAUCAGAACCUCCAAUGAGACAACGAAACCACUCUGCUCCGCCCGACUAUUCAAAGACCCGGCGGGCAAGUUUUUGUGCAGGGGUUAAACCUCUAGUGGGAACGUUUAGCUGGUGUUUGGUCAUGUUAAUGCUUCAUUACAUUCAAGAGGUCAGCUACUUCCAAAUCCUACCCGAGUCCUUGGAGAGUGAAGCGUUGCGCCUACCCCAACAAGUGCUGCUCACAGAUGAAAGCUGCUCUCUUGCCUAGGUCAUAUGUGGAGAGAGAGAGAGUAGGCCAAUGCACGUGAGGUAAAAAUCUCCUUUUGCUUUGCUCACAUCCUUCCGACUCAGUUGUCAUGUUGUUUCCAUGAAUGCCCUCCGAGUUCAGUCGCUCUUUUUCUAGUCCUCUGCCUCACAAGUCGUCCGCAGACAUGACACGGCCGCUAAAGCCCUCUUUCCCUCCCGUUUUUUCUUUUUAAUACCCGGAGAAUUGUUUGUGAAGCUCCUGGAAUGUUAAACGCUCCAUCAGUUCACCAAAACAAAAAGCACUGGCCUCUCGAGUCAUGGAUUGUACUGACCGGUCCACUUCAGUUCACUGCAUUAGUCUUCUAUUUUUUUUUUUUUUUUUCUCCCUGUAACAAUCCACAGAAGUAUUCUUUAAAAAAAAAUGUACUCAUGUUCUUGAAUAUUUACAUUUGAAUAAGUGGUGAGUUUCGGACCCAUGAAUAAUAGUGUUGCAUGCUGUUGUAUGUUUUCAAUUUUUUAUUUUUUUGUUUUGGGACACAAUUGUUUCAGUGCAAAGACUUGAUAUGGUUUCUUUUUCUCCAGGUUAACCUGAUGGUUGGACUCGUGGAACCUGUCACAGCUGAAAGAUGUUCCGCCUGAGAGGCAUCAGUCAUUCGGCAAUGCCAGCCGGCCAGAUGAGGCCCGGUUGACAGCUUGGAGUGAAGCCUGAUAAGUUUUGGCUCAGAGUUGAUGGUGGAAAACCAGUGAAUCUUUUGAAAAUGUUUUUGUUUUAUUUAUGAAAUAAACUAAGACUGUCUUAUUAUUCA